UAACUGCUAAACCAAACUGACUCUUCAGUUCUCAUCUCUUCUAAAACCCAAAAGUAGACAACAACAAAAAAAAGAACUCCUCCAAGAACCAAAUAAGCUUAAUUCUCAGUACAAUUCCAUGGCUUUUAUUCUUGAAAACAGACCAAAAAUGACUUUGGUUAUCUUGAUUUUAGCUUCUUUUAUGCAACUCUCCUUUGGAGCUAUGUAUAAGGUUGGAGACUCAGCUGGUUGGACAACAAUUGGUAAUGUUGAUUACAAACAAUGGGCUGCUAACAAAACCUUUCAAGUUGGUGAUGUAAUUGUAUUCAAGUACAGUCCACAAUUCCACAAUGUGAUGCAAGUGACACAUGUUGAGUACCAGUCCUGCAAUGCAUCUGCUCCUAUUGCAACACACACAACUGGGAAUGACUCCAUCACUAUAGCAACUCAUGGCCACCAUUUUUUCCUCUGUGGUGUACCUGGCCAUUGCCAAUCUGGCCAGAAAGUCGACAUCAACGUUCUUCGUGUCUCAUCAUCCGCGUCUCCAUCUCAAUCUCCUUCGUCGUCGAGUCCCAUCCCUGCUGCAGCAGUGCCUGCACCUUCUCCUAGUCAUGCCCCUUAUUGGCUUCCUAGCAAAAUUUGUAUUGUCAUAGCUGUUUCUUUAGUCGUUCUUUUUAAUUUUGCUUGAGAAGAGGAAAAACAGCUGGAUUUUGCAAGGUUUAGUUUUUCUACUUUGUUAUGUUAUAUGUCAAUGAACCAAAGUUGAUGUGGCUGAGAACACCAAUAUCUCUUGUUUUUACAGAAAUGUAAUAAUUGCAUCACGCUUUUAUCAGUUUUGUUAUGCGGCAAUAUGAGAAUUUGUAUUUCAUAUCAUAUAUUUUGGGUAAA
Molecule: messenger RNA, 867 nt
Organism: Lycium ferocissimum
Lineage: Eukaryota; Viridiplantae; Streptophyta; Magnoliopsida; Solanales; Solanaceae
Product: mavicyanin-like
Exons: 2
Coding region: 119-667 (182 amino acids)
Cellular component (GO): plasma membrane
Molecular function (GO): electron transfer activity
Source: RefSeq, a predicted model, not a curated record